This is a messenger RNA of Amoebophrya sp. A120, 2604 nucleotides long. The record is from the annotation of a GenBank genome assembly. Lineage: Eukaryota; Dinophyceae; Syndiniales; Amoebophryaceae.
CGGUGAAGUCUGGUGUUGUGGCAAUUAUGCCUAUCGGUACAAGAUUUUUGUGCAUCGAACCCAGAGCAAAAACAUCGGUAUCUAUUUCUCGUUUGCGUUCUUCUUGCCCCCAGAGUGGGUUUCAUAUUUGCAUGGAAAAGAAAAUACGAUGGACAUAUAGAAAAAAGGGAGCAAUGAAGAACGACGUCGUUUUAGUAGACUCUGUUGCGACAACAUAAGAUGCUAGAUUGAUACACCGAUGCGAUAACAGGUCCUCCCCCCGCGGUCGUCGUUACCCCACAAUUUCCUAGAAGAAUGCGCUUCUGGCAGUCAUCGACAAGAAUAAUAAGACUCAGUAAAGUAGUUCUUCUUCCUCACUUUCUUGCUGGGGCUGGCUACUCUACUUAACCUCUAGGUGGUAGGCUGGACUACACAAAGAAAGACCGGAAAAUUCAAAAAGGCGCGUCGCGCUGUUUCAGCCGACCGCGAUUAGAUAUUCAUUUAGCGCGACCUUGAUGUGUUGGACUUGGAACCACUGAACUGUGAAAAAUCUACAACCAUGCAGGUGCCUUUUUCCGCAUUUGGCUUGUUUCUGUUCCUCCUCCCUUUGCUAUGAGAUUGCACAACUUCCCCCCUCUUUUGAUGGCGGCAAUGAACAGCAACACCUCCUGCAAUGGCAGAAAUAUGAUAGUCGUAUUACAACUCAACGCACGGACCCUUUGGUUCGGUUUGGUGGUAAACAUAUACAUACGCAACCUGUCAUGCAAAAAUCACUCUCAGUUGAUGUUGAGUUAGCGUUUGGUAUUUUCAUUUGGGGACGAGGGGAGUUGUGCACUCUCAUAAUACCACGACCAGUUCGCCCACGCCUUCCCGUCGAACAAGCGCCAGGUCCCGAACGGCGACCAGUUUCUCCAUCUGGGCCACACGAGUUCCAACCCGAGCUUUUCGGACCUGAAGCACAAUGCGUUCGGCGCCGCCUUCAAUUCGGCCGCGAUGCAGUGGACCGCGGCGCUCUGCCAGGCGGAUUCGGACGGUGACGGGUUCACCAACGGCGAGGAACUCGGGGACCCCAACUGCACGUGGCAGCAGGGUCAGCCCAUGCCGGACUGCGGCGGUAUUGAAAGGAAAAACUCCCCCUCCCCAUAUUGAAAAGGCGUGUUUCCGAAAAUCUGUGUUGCUGAUUUGAGGUCACAAAUCGCAUUUGUCUUGCAAGAAGACAAGUGCAGAAGCUUCCGCCCCAUAAUGGAAGCGAUUCGUCAUGCUGUUGGGCCUAAAGGGGAGCCUUUUGCCAUGCCGAACAACUAGGGCCAUACGCCCCACCCCAUCCCGGGGAUCUGGCCGCAGUGCCUUCCUGCAACACAAAGCUGAUUUGUGUACGCAAAUCCAGCAUCAGAAACUUCGUUUCGAUAUGGGGAGGGGGGAUUUUUCCUUUUGAUAGGCGGAUGCCCGAGCCACCCCGGCGACGCGGAGGACAACUACGUGUGCGGGUCCGGCUAUCAAAUGUAAAAGUGUCUGGGUUUGGAAGAUUGCAACUUGUCAUGCUGUUUUUGGACUCUAAAAAAAUUUGUAUUGCAUGACCAGCAAGAGGGGUAUCAUCUGUGCUACACGGACAGGGCAUUUCUCAUGCGGAAGGUGCAUCAGGAGGCCCUCUAAAAGUCCGCGAUGGUAAGUCAUGCAUUACAGGCAUCACUGGCCAUAAGAAAUAUGCAUGACAAAUCUUGCAUUCUUCCAGACCCAGACAUUUUUGCAUUUGAUACCGGCGUGAAGUACUGCGGUUUGCUGGAAAAGGCGGAAGAUCGGUACCGCGCGCACGGCGCGCUGAUGCUCACGGCGUGGGUGGUACUGGCGCCGCUGCUGAUCGCCAUGGUCUUUGUGCGCAGAAAAAUUCAACUGAUGGACCACGGGCAAGAAGACGCGACCAAUACAGCCGCUUUUGAGAUGAAAGGGGGUGGCAAUGCCGACCACAGCAAACUGCUCGGCCGUUUGAUGCUCAUCCACAAGAUCGGGCAGCCGUUGACGCUGAUCAUCACCACAGUGGCGAUCACUCUGCCCUUUCUGGAGGAUCACAGUUCGCACGGGCACCGCCGCCGGCUGUCCGGGGGUCAUUCCAGCAUGUCCAUGCACGGCAUCCUCGGAUUUCUGGUGCUGUCGCUGGCCUGGUCACAGCUCUUCUUGUGGCUGGGGAAGAAGUGGUAUUUGCAGCAGAACGUCGUAAGCAGCAGCGAGGUGCUGGAAAGCAAUAGUACAAAGAAUGGCGCUCCUGUUGUAGUCAACGGGUUGACCAACAACAAAAUCACAUGCGAGCAGUCGCAAGAAAUCGCCCUCAAACCGGUGGUGCAGAAAGAUUUCGUGGAAGAAGCUAGUGGAGGAAACAGGGCGGCAGCGGCCAAACAAGCAGCAGAAAGUAGCAAGUCCUUUUCGGAGAAGUGGCUCUGGGUGCACCGGAUCUCGGGCCUUCUCUGCUUGCUCCUCGGGAUGUGGAACUGUGUUUCCGGGGCGUUUAAGUUUGAGGAUAUGUUUGACGACACCAUUUUUCAGCCCGUCGUCUACGCCUGCAUCGUCGUCUCGCUCGUUCUUCUUCUUGCGGCCAGAACGCUCGGUCAUAAACUUGUCACGGUUCUGUAA